AAAGAAAUUUUCCCCAAAAUAAAAAGUGACGACGAAAUUAAAAAAAUUCGGAAAUCAUGCCAUUUGGCUUGCGAUGCCCUGAAGGUGGCAGCAGAGAUAAUUAAACCUGGGAUUACAACGGAAUAUAUUGAUGAGGUCGUACAUAACGAGAUUAUCAGUCAAGGGGCUUACCCCUCACCCCUGGGGUACAAAGGGUUCCCCAAAUCUUGCUGCACAUCCGUUAACAAUGUAGCGUGUCAUGGGAUUCCAGAUUCAACCAUUCUUAUGGAUGGUGAUGUCAUAAAUGUUGAUGUAUCUGUUUACUAUGAUGGUUACCAUGGAGACACUUCGGAUACUUUUGCUGUUGGUAAAGUUGACGAGGCUGGGUUGAAGUUGAUUGAGGUGACCAAGGAGAGUUUGGAACAUGCUAUUAAAAGUUGUAGACCUGGGACCACAUUCAGCAGCAUUGGGGACCAUAUUGAGGGCUUUGUUGAGAAGUAUGGGUUCACUGUGUGUCGCGAAUACGUUGGGCAUGGAAUUGGUGAGGAUUUUCAUGAAGCACCAGAUAUUCGUCAUUAUAGAAACCACCACGCACCCUUUUCAAUGGAGGUGGGAAUGGUGUUUACGAUCGAGCCUAUUAUAAUGGAGGGAGGGUGUGGUGUGUGGAAACAUGGGGAUGGCUGGACAGUGUUGGCCACGGAUAAUAAACGAUCAGCACAAAGUGAGCAUACGUUGUUGAUCACUGAUGGUGGUUGUGAGGUCUUGACAUUGUAACAUGCGUGUUAGUGAUGUUGGGGAAAUUAAAUAUCCUUGAGAAUUUCAUUUCUUUUAUGGUAAAAAACACUAACCUUAUAAUACCGAUGCUUUAUCUGCAUACAGCAGGACAUUAUUAGGGAAUUACGACAAUAAAUCAAAAAAAAAGAAGUAAAUUUACGAUAUGUGCCGUCUUGUCAAAUGACAGAUAAAACAUUGGUGUUAUUUAUAAGAUUAAUAUUUUUACCGGAAAAGCUUUUUCUAAUAUUUCGUUGUGCUUGA
Ciona intestinalis (vase tunicate) is the source of this 1014-nucleotide messenger RNA. Its product is annotated as methionine aminopeptidase 1D, mitochondrial-like. NCBI's taxonomy places the organism in Eukaryota, Metazoa, Chordata, Ascidiacea, Phlebobranchia, Cionidae. Gene Ontology annotation, molecular function: metalloaminopeptidase activity. The record is from RefSeq and is a predicted model, not a curated record. Gene Ontology annotation, biological process: proteolysis.